CCUUUCCUCUCCCCCUCCGCUCCUGCAUUUUCCUUCGGCAGCCGCCGGAGGCUCGGGCACCAUGCUCAGGCUUCUCUGGUUGCUGCUGCUCCUGCUCCUGCUGCCUCCCCCGGGAUCCCCCGAGCCCCCCGGCCUGGCCACGUUGUCCCCCGGGGCGCCCCCCCAGGCCCCCGACUUGCUCUACGCCGACGGGCUGCGCGCCUACUCGGCUGGGGCCUGGGCACCGGCGGUGGCGCUGCUGCGGGAGGCGCUGCGGAGCUUUGCGGAGCUGAGCCGGACGCGGCAGGACUGCGGAGCGCGUUCGGCGCGAAGGCUGGGCCCCGAGGGGGCGGCGCGGUUCCGCGUGGGGAGCGCCCUGCGAGACUCCUUCCGCCGCCGGGAGCCCUACAACUACCUGCAGAGGGCCUACUACCAGCUGAAGAAGUUGGACCUGGCAGCAGCUGCAGCUCACACCUUCUUUGUAGCAAACCCCACACACUUGCAGAUGCGGGAGGACAUGGCUAAGUACAGACGUAUGUCUGGGGUUCGACCGCAAAGCUUCCGGGACCUGGAGACACCCCCACACUGGGCAGCCUAUGACUCGGGCCUAGAGCUACUGGGACGCCAGGAAGCAGGAUUGGCACUGCCCAGGCUCGAGGAGGCCCUGCAGGAGAGCCUGGCUCAGAUGGAGAGCUGCCGGGCUGGCUGUGAGGGGCCCGAGGAACACCAAAGGGACGAUGAAGAGGAGGAAGGAACUGGGAGCCAGGGGGGCCUCUAUGAGGCUAUUGCAGGGCACUGGAUUCAGGUUCUGCAGUGCCGGCAGCGCUGUGUGGGGGACACAGCCACACGGCCUGGUCGCAGCUUCCCUGUCCCCGACUUCCUUCCCAGCCUGCUGAGACGGCUGCAUGAGGCCCAUGCUCAGGUGGGGAAUCUGUCCCAGGCUAUGGAAAAUGUCCUGAGUGUCCUGCUCUUUUAUCCGGAGGAUGAGGCUGCCAAGGAAGCUCUGAACCAGUAUCAGGCCCAGCUGGGAGAGCCGAGACCCGGCCUUGGGCCAAGAGAGGACAUCCAGCGCUUUGUUCUUCGAUCCCUGGGAGAGAAGAGACAGCUCUACUAUGCCAUGGAGCACCUGGGGACCAGCUUCAAGGAUCCUGAUCCCUGGACUCCAGCAGCUUUGAUCCCUGAGACACUUAGAGAAAAGCUCAGAGAGGAUCAAGAGCAGCGGCCUUGGGACCAUGAGCCUCCACAGCCGAAACCCUUGACUGACUGGAAGGAUGUCCUCCUCCUGGAAGGAGUAACCCUGACCCAGGAUGCAAGACAGUUGAAUGGGUCAGAGCGAGCAGUGCUGGACGGUCUGCUCACCCCAGCUGAGUGUGGGGUGCUGCUGCAGCUGGCCAAGGAUGCAGCUGAGGCUGGAGCCAGGUCUGGCUAUCGGGGCCGCCGCUCCCCUCACACCGCCCAUGAACACUUCGAGGGGCUCACGGUGCUGAAGGCUGCACAGCUGGCCCGGGCUGGGACUGUGAGCACUCAGGGUGCUAAGCUGCUUCUGGAGGUGAGCGAGCGAGUGCGGACUUUAACUCAGGCCUACUUCUCCCCGGAACGGCCCCUGCAUCUCUCCUUCACUCACCUGGUAUGCCGUACUGCCAUCAAAGGGGAGCAAGAGCAGCGCAUGGACCUGAGUCACCCAGUGCAUGCUGACAACUGCGUCCUGGACCCUGACACCGGAGAGUGCUGGCGGGAGCCCCCAGCCUACACUUAUCGAGACUACAGUGGACUCCUCUACCUCAAUGAUGACUUCCAGGGUGGGGACCUAUUCUUCACAGAGCCCAACGCCCUCACUGUCAGGGCUCAGGUUCGUCCUCGCUGCGGACGCCUCGUGGCUUUCAGCUCUGGUGUGGAGAAUCCCCAUGGUGUGUGGGCCGUGACUCGGGGCCGGCGCUGCGCCCUGGCACUGUGGCACACAUGGGCACCUGAUCACAGGGAGCAGGAGUGGACAGAAGCCAAAGAGCUGCUGCAAGAGCCAGAGGAGGAGGAGGAAGGUGACAAGGAGGAAGAAGAAAUGCCCAGCAGAGACCCUUCCCCAGAACCCCCCAGCCGCAGACUUCAGCGGGCCCAGGACAAGGCUGGGAAGCCACCUCGGGUCCGAGAGGAGCUGUGAGGGGCUGAGCCAGCUCCUUGUGAUAUGGCCACUUGAUUUGUGAAGGGCUGCCUCAAUGCCAGGACCCACAAGAAGCCCCCAUGUGACAGGAGCAGAAUAGCGAGCUCUCUGUCCCUGUACCCUCAGCAUCUGGGGGAUCAUAAGGGCCAUCCAGCCCUGGACUCAGAAGACCCUGCACAGACCAGCCUAGAGCUCACCAGGUCUGAGGAGCCAGGCCUGGCCCCAGCUGAUGGACCUCCAGCCCUAGGACAGACAAAGGGCAUGGUGCUUCCCUGGGAAGAAAUGACAGGGGGCAGAGCCUGACUGCUUCAGAUGAGGAUGAGAGGGGAGAAAAACCCCACUGCUCUCUCCCAGCCUGUCAAUAAAGAACGUGAAGAUCCCUCA
This is a messenger RNA of Miniopterus natalensis, 2518 nucleotides long. NCBI's taxonomy places the organism in Eukaryota, Metazoa, Chordata, Mammalia, Chiroptera, Miniopteridae. The record is from RefSeq and is a predicted model, not a curated record.